AUGCCAUACCUAAAUUCACCUUGCAUAUCUAGCGAGAGGACAUUUGAGCAGGGCAAGCAGGGCAAGCAGGGCGAGGAGGCACUAUUCAGUCGCGACUGGCAGGGCAAGGAGGAGUAUAGAGGACUCGGUUAUCAGCGGGAAUACCAGGCAAAACUGAAUGCGGCGAGAGAGCGAGAAGCCGACAUGGCGCACCACGGAAGACACCCGGCAAAACACAUAGACCAUUCCUCGCACACCUUCCUCCCGAAUAGCGGUUCUGCCAACGAAGCCGGCCCCGCCGCCGCCAACGGUACGACGAUGUCUGGAGAUGAAGCCGGCCCUGCCGCCACCGCGUACAAUUAUGACGUCCAUCCUGAAAAUGAAGCCAGCCCCGCACUGGAAGACUGGCAUCAUGUUACGUUUACGUCCCCAGAUGUUAGCCCUCGGGGCUCAUCCCUCCCCCCAGAUGAACGUAUCCCGACGAACUUCAAUCCAUACUUCCCAUUUUCCACCGAAGAAGAGUUCGGCUUUGCAAAGAUAGUGAUAGAAGGAAAUCUGAGUGCGGAGGUCGUCGACACGUUUCUGAAAGAAGAUUGUGGGUUUAAGGAUGAGAUAAGGGCUUCGUUGAGGUCCUAUCACCAUAUACGGCCGAUGCUCGAUGUAAUGCGGGCCCAACGCGGGGAAAGCUUAUCGCGGGAAAGCCAGGACGAGGCCCCGGAAGAGUCGAGUGUGUGGCCAAGCCAAGGCCCGGGAAGAGUUGAGUUUCCAAGGUUAAGGCUGGGGCCGGUUUCAAGGCGCGGCCGAGGCAAGGCCCCGGAAGAGUCGAGGGUGCUGUCGAGUCGAGGGAGAGGACGGGGGUCUGUGAGCAGGGCGGAUACGGCCUUUAUGUAG
This is a messenger RNA of Tricharina praecox, 870 nucleotides long. RefSeq lists its product as uncharacterized. The coding region runs from base 1 to 870 and encodes 289 amino acids. The record is from RefSeq and is a predicted model, not a curated record. The transcript has 3 exons. NCBI's taxonomy places the organism in Eukaryota, Fungi, Ascomycota, Pezizomycetes, Pezizales, Pyronemataceae.